AUGGCUUCCCCUAGCAUUCUCACCUUUGACGCUGAGGGUCGGGCAGUGGACUUUGAGGUCUGGGUAGAUGAUCUGCAGCUUUUCCUGCAUCGGUCGGCGCUGCGUCUGCCCCGAGCGGGAGACGCCGCACCGGCAAGGGCAAGGGGGGCGAGGGCACUGGAGGGGGUGGAGGGGGCGGUGGAGGUGGUGGUGGAGGCGGUGGAGGGAGUGGUGGUGGUGGUGGGAGUGGUGCUGGGGGUAGCGGCGGCGGCGGCAGCAGUGGAGGCGGCGGAGGCGUUGGAGGUGGCGGAGGGAGCGGAGGCGGCGGAGGUAGUGGAGGAGGCGGAGGUGGAGGAGGCGGCGGCGGCAGCGGAGGCAGCGGUGGUGGAGCGAGUCGCAACUCUGCACCGAGGAGUGGCGCCGGUGGUGGUCAGCGCCAGCAGCAGCAGCGGAGUGGUGUGA
This is a messenger RNA of Closterium sp. NIES-65, 441 nucleotides long. The record is from the annotation of a GenBank genome assembly. NCBI's taxonomy places the organism in Eukaryota, Viridiplantae, Streptophyta, Zygnematophyceae, Desmidiales, Closteriaceae.